Laccaria bicolor S238N-H82 is the source of this 1584-nucleotide messenger RNA. RefSeq names its product laccase, multicopper oxidase, benzenediol:oxygen oxidorectuctase (gene lcc4). The record is from RefSeq and is a predicted model, not a curated record. Lineage: Eukaryota; Fungi; Basidiomycota; Agaricomycetes; Agaricales; Hydnangiaceae. Bases 1 to 1584 code for a protein of 527 amino acids. The transcript is spliced from 14 exons. Gene Ontology annotation, molecular function: oxidoreductase activity; copper ion binding.
AUGAUUUUGACACUCCUUUUCGCACUCGACUGCCUUGUCUCUUUAGCUCAAGCAGCCGUCGGCCCGGCUGCGAUUCUGAAUGUCGCAAAUCAGGUCAUUGCCCCCGAUGGGUUCCAGCGUUCAGCCGCUCUUGUUAAUGGAGUAUACCCGUCGCCGUUGAUCAUAGGCAAUAAGGGUGACACCUUCAACCUCAACGUCGUCAAUUCCUUGACGGAUGCGACGAUGUUGCGGAGUACAAGCAUCCACUGGCACGGAAUACUCCAACAUGGAUCGUCUUGGGCCGACGGUCCCGUCGGCGUUAACCAGUGUCCUAUUUCCCCAGAUCACUCGUUCCUAUACACGUUCUCUGUUCCGGAUCAAGCGGGCACCUUCUGGUACCAUUCACACUUCGGAACCCAAUAUUGUGACGGUCUGAGAGGCCCGCUGGUUGUUUACGACCCAAAUGAUCCUUACAAACAUCUCUAUGAUGUGGAUGACGAGUCCACUGUUAUCACUCUCGGCGAAUGGUACCAUACCCCCGCCCCUUCAGCCGUUGGUGUUCCCUCUGCUGAUAGUACCUUAAUUAACGGCAAGGGCCGUUCUGUCGGAGGUCCUCUGGUAGAUCUCGAGGUACUCCGCGUGGAGCACGGGAAGAACUAUCGAUUCCGACUGGUUUCGCUUUCUUGCGAUCCUAACUAUAUCUUUUCCAUUGACGGCCACCAACUUACAGUUAUUGAGGUCGAUGGGGUGAACACUCUGCCCUACACCGUCGAUCAAAUUCAAAUUUUCACUGGCCAACGUUACUCGUUCAUCCUAAAUGCUACGCAACCUGUGGAUAACUACUGGGUUCGUGCGCUCCCCAAUAACGGGUUGAAUGGUCUUGCUCGUGGAUUUACGAAUGGUAUCAAUUCUGCGAUCCUUCGGUAUGCGGGUGCUACAGAGGCAGAUCCUACAACAUCACAACAAACGGAUCCGACGCUCCUUGAUGAGUCACAACUUGUCCCUCUCGAAGAUCCCGCAGCUCCGGGUCCCCCUACUCUUGGAGAAGCCGACGUCAGCAUCAACCUCGCGUUAAGCUUCAACCGCACCAACGCUAGAUUCUCUAUCAACGGAGCGUCGUUCGAACCCCCUUCAAUCCCGAUCUUGUUACAGCUUCUUAGCGGAGCUCGGAAUGCUCAAGAUAUUCUUCCCGCAGGAUCAAUCUAUACUCUUCCACCAAAUAAAGUCAUCGAGGUCUCCAUUCCGGCUGGCGUUGUAGGCGGUCCACAUCCAUUUCAUCUUCAUGGACAUCCCUUUAGUGUUGUCAGAAGCGCUGGAGCCGACGCUAGCUACAACUAUGUCAAUCCCGUUAGAAGAGACGUUGUGAGCCUUGGUGCCGCUGGAAGCAACGUAACUAUUCGCUUCACAACCAACAACGCGGGGCCAUGGAUCAUGCACUGUCACAUCGAGUGGCAUCUAGAGCUCGGCCUCGCCGUCGUCUUUGCAGAAGAUACCCCCAUUGCUGGUGCUCAAAAUACUCCAGAUUCUUGGAAGGAAUUGUGCCCCAUUUACAAGGCAUUGCCGGCCACAGCGACCUCGGUGACGAUUGUUCCUACCGUCCCUUGA